Molecule: messenger RNA, 2015 nt
Organism: Cannabis sativa
Lineage: Eukaryota; Viridiplantae; Streptophyta; Magnoliopsida; Rosales; Cannabaceae
Exons: 7
Coding region: 511-1881 (456 amino acids)
Source: RefSeq, a predicted model, not a curated record
UUUUUCAUUUUAUUUACAUAAUUUUAGAAAUGCCUUUCUAAUUUCUAGGGCUUUUUUCCCACUCUUUUCCUUUGCCUGAGUCCUUCGACCGCCGUGUCGCCGCGCCUACGGCUCUGAUUGAUGGUCUAGGACCUUCCAGGCUUUCAGAAUUUUGUUCACGUUUCGGUCUGGUAGUCUCGCUGGGGCGCUUGGUCUCACCAUUCUCUUCUGUUCGAGAGUGAUUCAAAUUGGAGGAUUGUUCAACAAGUAAAUCACGAUUCUAUUGAUAUUCCUGAAAUUGUUGACGAACUGAGGAUUUCAUUGAAAGUUCAUCUUCAGUUGAUUAGAUGUUCAUUCUGUAACUCUUUGAUGUACUUUUAAAGUACCAAAAUCACUAUGUUAAUGAGAAAGCUGUCUUAGAUGAAGAUUUUGAUGAUGGAAAUAUAUUGGCUCAAGUGAUGAUGACAUCAGAAGUGCUACAAAAACAGAAUUUGAUAAGGAUGUAGAUUCAUAUUUCCUAAAUCUUUUAUUAUGGCACGUGGUCGUCGCACCACUCGAUCUACUGCUCGGAGUCAACAAAUUGUACCAGUCAUUGAUCCUCCUGCUCCACCUGCACAAGUUGUUCGCACUACUCGAUCAACUUUACAGAAUCAACAAGUUGGUCGCACCACUCGAUCUAUGGUAAAAAGUCAACAACGUAGAACCACUGCACAAAUUAAUGUAGAGAGUGAACACCCUCAUCCCUCCACGCAGUCUGAACCCUCCGCACACUCUCCUGUGCAGAGUGAACAAAUCAAUGUGAUGACCCAUGUACGCAGUGAACAAGUAAAUGUACAGAGUAAUGAUACUGAAGAUGAUCCAUCUUACCAAACUCCAUCUGGACAAAGAUCUUCAUUUAAGACACGUGGGGCUACUCGUGGCAUGACAACUGCAAGUAUAGCUAAGGCAUCAUCGUCUGGAAAGUUAUCUGUGAUUUUUGAUGCGGAGUGUCGUCAACCAAUAUGUACUAAUGCUGAGAAAUUUAAUAAUGAGAUUGGAUUCAUUAUUCGAAAUCAUGGUACAUUUCAUUAUAAAGAGUGGAGAAUGGUACCAGAAGAAGUGAGAGCUCCGUUACGACACCAUCUUUUGAAAUAUUUUGACAUCAACUUGAGUGAUGAGACUACAAAAAAAUGUAUUGAUGAUCAAAUGAGAAAAGCUUGGAAGGGUCACAAGUACAAGUUACACUUAUACUUCAAAAGAAUUGGAGGAGAAAAUGAUGUUGAGAUGGCCAAGAGCAAACGACAUCCUGACUUAAAGGAGGAUCAACAAGAAGAUUGGAAUAUUUUGUGUGAUCGUUGGUGUUCUCUUGAAUUUAAGGAAAGGGCAAUAAAGAAUACUACUAAUAGAUCUAAGAGGAAAUGGGUGUCAAAAAAUGGUUCAGUUUCUACAGCGCGACAUCACAUUCGACGUGGAAUGGUGUUAAAUUCUUCUACCGGUCAAAUUGAGACAUGGCGUCUAAAGCAUUAUGAUGCAGAAAAGGGAUGGACUGGAUCAGAUCUCGAGCUACUAUAUAAUGAAAUGAUGGAGUUAAGGGCUCAACACCUUCCGGAAGACAUGUCUGAUAAAAAGAUUAUGGAGCGUGUACUUGGACGUCAUUCAGUAUACUUGCGAGGAUGGGGACGAUCUUCUACUGUUACAACUUGUACUUCAGAUCAUGAAAAUAUUGUGAGUAAUCAAGUGACCAAUGAAGAAUUACUUGAACGACUUAAUGAUACAACUUCUCGUCUUAAUGAUGCAAAUAGCCGUCUUGAUUCUACUACCAAACAACUUAAUGUGGUUUUGGACAUACUCCGUCAUUACAAUCUAGUGCCACCACCUCCAACAGAUGAAGAUGAAGAUUCAGAUUCAGAUGCAAAUUGUUAGUUUAUAUAUAUUAGGUUUUUUUUUUGAAACUAUAUGUAUUAGCUUAUUAAGUAAUGAUCUUUAUGAAAUAUUUUAAUACUGAUGAAGUGUUUUAGCGUUGAACAUUUUAUUAUCCUAUGUUCUUUUUUUUACCU